Molecule: messenger RNA, 1644 nt
Organism: Penicillium odoratum
Lineage: Eukaryota; Fungi; Ascomycota; Eurotiomycetes; Eurotiales; Aspergillaceae
Product: Gfo/Idh/MocA family protein
Exons: 1
Coding region: 1-1644 (547 amino acids)
Molecular function (GO): nucleotide binding
Source: RefSeq, a predicted model, not a curated record
AUGAUGAAAGAACCCCAGCUUCCACCUCCAGAUAUCCAGCUAUCCAAGUCCGCAACAAGAGCAACCCGCUUCCUUGUGAUCGGUGCUGGAUCUCGAGGAAAUGCCUACGCUCGCGCUGUCACAAGAACAACACCAGGUACAAUUCACGCCGUCGCCGAGCCCCACGCCUUCAAGCGGCGCGAGUUCGGCCAGAACUAUAUCUGGGGCACGGACGGAUCCACAGAGGGACAGGAGUUUACAGAUUGGCGAGAAUGGGUACAAUGGGAGACAGAGCGACGAAAAUCCACCAAGGAUAGCCACCCUAACAUAAAUUCUACUACUCCUGUCGGCGUGGACGGAGUUUUUAUCUGCACAUUGGACGAAACACACGUUGAAAUCAUUCAAGCCAUUGCUCCGCUUAACUUGCACAUUCUUUGCGAAAAACCUCUCGCACUUUCAUUGGAUGACUGUCUAACAGUCUAUCGAACUCUCCAACCACCCGAGGGUCCGAACCAGCAACCCCGUGCACCAAAAACCAUCUUUUCAAUUGGACACGUCCUCCGCUACAGUCCGCAUAACAAACUACUUCGCAAACUCCUCCUAGAAGACCGCAUUAUCGGCGAUAUCGUCUCGCUCGAACAUACUGAGCCGGUGGGCUGGUGGCAUUUCUCUCAUAGCUAUGUACGCGGGAACUGGCGCCGCGCAACAGCCGCAGGGGACGGCUCUUUACUGACGAAAUCAUGCCAUGAUAUCGAUUUUAUACUAUGGCUGCUCUGCUCGCCCGUCUCACUUGAGAAUGCGCAGGUAGAGGGCCAGAAUCCGCAUUUCCCGAGGAGUAUCUCGUCGGCGGGAUCUUUGACGCAGUUUAGAAAGGCGAGGAAGCCUGUUGCGGCUGGUGGUGCUACGAAUUGUCUUUCUUGUCCUGCGGAGAGGGAGUGCAGUUAUAGUGCUGUGCGGAUUUAUAAUGAUCGGCACCUUGCGAAGGGGCAUACGGGGUGGCCGGUUGAUAUUGUCUGUCCUGACAUUGAAGAUGCAUAUAAAGGGCACGGGGCGGGUGCUGCGGAGUCACAGUUGCUUGCUAAGUUGGGCGAGAACUGGGAUUCUGGCACGCAUUCGGAUUCAGAGAUAGCGGCGCGGCCUUGGUAUGGGCGGUGUGUUUAUGAGGCUGAUAAUGAUGUUGUUGAUGAUCAGGUCGUUACGAUUGCGUGGGAUGAUGAAGUGGAUGCGCCGCGCCGACUUGCUAAGACCGCUUCGUUUCAUAUGAUUGCUCCGACGGAGAAACAGUGUGAGCGAAGAGGUCGGGUUUAUGGGACAAAGGGUGAGAUUGAGUAUGAUAGCAACAGGAUCUCGAUCUAUGAUUUCGCAUCGGCGAAGACUUCUGUUCAUGAUGUGCCGAAGCCUCCACCCGAGAGGGCCGAGUCGCAUGGUGGUGGGGAUUAUGGGCUUGCGGGACAGUAUGUGGCUGCUGUUGAGGCGGUAGUCAAUGGAGGAAUGGAUAUUGAGACCGCGCAGGCCCGGUUUGUCGGAUGCACAUUGGUGGAGGCGGUCCGGAGUCAUGCCGUUGUGUUUGCCGCAGAAGAGGCGAGGCGUGAGGAGCGCGUUGUGCGAUGGGGAGAUUGGUGGGAGGAGAAGUUGAAGGCUUCAGCUGCAGGCUCGAAGGCAUAA